Messenger RNA from Anisakis simplex (herring worm), 345 nucleotides. The record is from the annotation of a GenBank genome assembly. Lineage: Eukaryota; Metazoa; Nematoda; Chromadorea; Rhabditida; Anisakidae.
AUGGUUUCCUUCAUCGCUUUGCAGAUAACUGAUGCAGAAAGUUUGGCUUUGUUCGUGAGCCGUCAACGUCAACUGACGAUCACAAUGGGUAUCUCUGGUAUAUUCACGUUGAUUCUUUAUGUGAUACCAGUAUUUGUUGAAAUCUUAACGAUGCGUUCCAUAUGGAUGUGGGAUAUCGAUAAUAUUGCGGUGGCGUAUGCUGUGAUCAGUUCGAAUCUGAAUCCGAUUUUCAACGUUGCUAUUAUUAUGAUGAAACAAGUAGAUAUUGCUGCUGCUGUGCGAAAAACACUUUGCAUAUUCUCGUGCAAAACAACGCGCACAAUAAUCGUUGCUACUCAUCCCUGA